AUGUCAGAAGAUGAUUUUGAUAAAUCAUUUUCAACUUUAAUCUCAAAAUUAGGUCAUCCUGUUGAAGAAAUUCGUCUUCGUGCACUUGAAAAUCUUCAAGCUAAACUUGAUUUAAAAAUUAUUUCUGAUAUUGAUAUACUUCAAUAUAAAUAUUUAUAUAUUAAAUUACUUGAAUGGUUUAAUUUUUCAUCAGCAUCGAAACGCGAUAUUGUACUUGAUAUAAUUUUAAAACUUUCGAAAAAUGAAUCAGCAGCAUAUAAUCUACAUUCAAUUGGUGCUGUGGAUUUUUUUAAUGCACUUCGAAUUGAUUUAACACCUGAACUUGAACGUCGUGUUGAUCAAAUUCUUGAAAAUAUUCUUUCACAACAUUUUAUUACACAAUCAACAUCAAAUCUUAGUCGAUCAAAUUCAUCAUCAUGUCAACUUGUACGAUCAAAUAUUCAUAUAGAUUCAAGAAAUUCAACAAUGUUUCAAUCACCUACAAUUAAUUUAAGUCAACAACAAACAGAUUUAUCAUUUCAUCAACAUGAUAGAACUAAUUCUAUAGUACAAAAUUUUUCAAAUCAAUCAAGCAUGAAAGGAAUAUUAAAAACAACUACUGCACCAUCGAUUUGUAAUCUAUUGUCGACAACAACUGAAGAUAAUCAAAAUGGAUCAACAUGUCAAUUUAUAACAUUAUUUCCAUUAAUUCAUUUAACACAAUCAGAUCGAACUGUUCUUACAAAUUUAGAAAAUGCUCUUUUAUCACGAGAUGAUCCUUCAAUUGUUAUUAGUCAUUGUCAUUUUUUAUCAAAUGUUGUUCUUAAUGAUUUUCCUGCAGAACUUUUCUUACAAAGAUCAUUUAUUAUUAAACGUUUACUUGCUUUAUUAAAUGAAAAUAAUGAUGAUCUUACUAAAGCAUCACUUUCAUGUUUGAAAGAUUACUCAAUAAAUUUACAAAGACGAAUUAAAAUUCUUCGAGAUCCAGCUUGUUUUUGUCCAAAUUAUAAUUCAUAUUUAGAUGGAGUAAAAGAACAAAUUCUUGAAGAUUUUAAUAAUACUAUGACAAGUGCACGAUCUGUUUCUUCAAUUAGUUCAGCAACAUCAAAUGGUUAUCGUCAUCCAUCACAAUGGUCUUUAAAAUAUGAUGAAUCUUGUACUCAAUUAGAUCAAUCAUCAUCACCAUCAUCAUCAUUUGAUAUAUUGGAUUUUUGUUAUGCAAUAUUACUUGGAACAUUAGAUUUAUUACGUCGAUUAACAGUAAAAGAUUGUCUUCAUACAUGUUUACAAUUAAAUAAUUCUAUAUGUCAUAUUAUUGAUUUAUUUGUUAAACAUAAUUAUGGAACAAUGAAUUUUGAAUAUUAUUCUGUACUAUUUUAUCGUUUACAUUCAUUAAUUAAACAACAAUUAACAAUUGGUUAUACAUUUCAAAGUCGAACAAUAUAUAUUCAUAGUUUACAUAUUUUUUCAACACUUUUACAUACAAUAGAAUGGUCAGAUGAAAUUGUUAAUCAAUUACCACAAGAAUUUAAUGAAUUAAUUUAUUAUAUUUUAAUGGAUGAAUGUUUUCAUUUAUCAUAUCCACAUAUACAAGAAUGUUUAUUACCAAUAGCUGAAAAAUUUGAUAAAGAUAAUUAUCAAGUUUAUAUGAAAUCAAAUGAAGUUUGUUGUUCAUUUUCAGCUGCUUGUCAAAUUUUAACAAUUGAUGAAAAUAAAACGCAAAAUUUUAUGAAUAUUGUGAAAAAUGCUAAUGAAGCUUUAUUAGGUUUACUUUAUCAUUUAAAUUUUAAUGUUAUUAAACGUUUUGUUAAUAUUUGUUCAAAAAUUUCAACAGAUAAUUCGAAAUAUGAUUUGUCGGAAAAGAAUUUUUCACUUGAUGUUUUAAUUAAAUAUAUGACACAUGAAUUAGCUGAAAUACGUACAGCUGUUUAUUGUUCUAUAGCAAUGCUUGUUGCAAGUCGUUUAUCUGUUGAAGAAACAGUUAAAACAACUAAUAAAUUAAAGAAAAAACCAACUAUAGCUGCAAAUUUUGAUGAUACACAAUUUGUAUGUAAUAUUCGAAUAAUGACUGAAUUAUGUAUUAAUGGUAUGAAUGAUUUAGCAACAAAAGUUUCAGAUUAUUCUCGAUUAAUUCUUCUUCAUCUUCUUCAAUCAAAAUUAUUAGUAUCAAAUGAAUAUUGGCAUAAUCUUAUGACAAUUAUUGCUAUACUUUUACCACAAUUACAAUGUUAUGCUAAUAAAAUUGAUCCACUUGGUCAAUGUAUUUUAGUUUUAACAUCAGAUACUGAACGAGAAAAUGAAUCUUUAUUAACAUUAAAUCAACGUUUACAAGCAUCACUUCGAUAUUUAUUUUCAAAAGAUAAAGAUGUUCGAAAAACAGGUUAUCGUCAAUGUGUUGGUUAUUUAUUAUCAAAUACUCGUAUAAGACUUGAUGAUUUUUAUCAAUUUUAUCCAGCUGAUAAAUUAUUUGAUUUAUUUAUAACUGCACAACCAACAAAGAAUGCAGAAAUUUUAACAAAAGAAUAUGUUAAUGUUGAAAAUUUUCUUCGUGUUUAUACAAUAUUUACUGAUCGAAAUAAAAUUGAAGCAAAUGUUCGUAAAUCAGCACUUGAACAAAUGUCAAUGAUGUUAGAUGAUCCAUCAUUACAUUCAUCAUUUCUUAAUCAUGGUGGUUUAGAAAGAAUUCUUGAAGAAUUAAAAUUAAAUUUAAAACGUGAUGAUAUUGUUUGUUCAACGGAUUAUACUUCAACUGUUCCAGCAUGUACAAAAAUAAUUCGAUUAUUAAUACAAUAUAAUAGAAAUUUACAAAAGAAAUUUUCAUUAGAUAAUGAUUUACUUAAACUUUUAUUUAAAUUAACUGUUUGUUGUUAUAAUGAUCUUGAAAUCGUUUCAAAUUUAACUCAUACAUUUAUAUUACUUCUUUUUGAUCGAACAUUACAUAUGAAUACAUUAACAGAUCAAGAAUUUCAACAACAAACAUUUUCUAUUGAUUUUCUUUUAGUUAAAAAUUUUCAAUUUCCAAUUCGUAUUCCAAUUCAAACAUCAACUUCAUCAAUAAUAACAACAGCACUUAAUCGUCCUGAUCCAUUACGAGAACCAAUUGUUCAACAAAAAUUUCGUUUUAUUUGGAAUACAUUAUGGCAUGGAAAUGUUCAACAAUUAGAUCAUGAUAUGGAUACAAUAUCAUUUAAUAAUGAUGAACAAGUCGAAUUUCAAACUAGUAUGAUAUUAAAUGAAAAUGAUCGAAAAUGUUUUUCAUUAACAUAUACACGACGAACUAUUCGUCUUCAAUUAAAUUUAUUAAAUGAAUCAAAUAAUCAUGAAUCAGUUAUUGAAACAUUAAAUGCAAUAAGAUGUCUUCUUUUACUUGUUACACAUGACAAUGUCCAUUUAAUUGAUUUUAAUCAAUUAGGAGCAAUACUUGAUAAAUAUUUCAAAGUAGUUCCAACAUCAUGUCAAGAUGAAAAACUUCUUCAAUCAAUAUUCGAACUUCUUGAACAAAUUUCUUAUGGUUUACAUCUAUCAAUAAAAAAUGAUGAUCAUCAAUUUUUCAAUUGGUUUAAACAUAUAUUAUUAAAUCCUUUUAUAUCUUUACUUGCAUCAAAUAAAGAUUUUGUUGAAAUGCGACAAACAAAAAGAGAUUUAUUAAAAAAAUUAUUUCGAUUUUUAUCAUCAUUUUAUUCACAUUCAAUUAUAUCAUCGGAAUUUUUUACUGAUAAACUUUUUUCAAAUAUUUUAACUUAUGUUAAACAAAGUAAUAGUCAUACAUUUUCAAAAUUAACAUUAAUAACUGGUGCAACAGAUGUUUUACAUCAUAUUACAUUAAAAUCGAAAUGGUUUGUUAUAUUUAAUAAUGAAUAUCUUCAACAAAUGGCUGAUCUAUUGAUUGCUGUUAUUGAAACUUUUCAUGAAGGAAGAAAAGAAGCAUCAUCAGGAUUUAUGGCUCAUGCUGUAAUACGUGCAUCAUCUCAGACUUUAUUAAAUAUAAUAUUAGCAUUAAAAAGUACACUUUCAACAUCAAAUCGUCGACAAGAAAUGUCUCUUUUACAAGAAUGGCUUGAAACAUCAAGAACAUCUUUUGAUUGGUUAAGAAAUUUAUGGUUUUAUACAGAUAUUGAAAUUCGUAUAACAUCUUAUGCAUUAACAGGAAUUUUUAUUGCUGAUGAAUUUGGUCGUGAUAUAUUAUUUUCAUCACAAAAUAAACUUGAAGAAGCACAAUUACUUGCAAUUAUUCUUGAUGAAAAUGAAUGUAGUUUUGUUAAAGAACAAGUAUGUAAUGUAUUAAUUAAUUUAACUUAUACAUUAAUUGAUGAUGAAGUUAAAUUAGCAACAGGAAAUUCAAUUGUUACUCUUCCAGAAUUAAUAUCUGCUAUAAAUGAUUGUGAUUUUAUGCAAAGAAUUGGUUCAAGUGUUUUUUCAAAUUUAUAUCCAUUUGUUGCACUUGAUUUAGAUGCACUUCGAAUGAAUCAAACAACAUCAUCACCUGUUUCACCUUUAUUUCUUGGAAAUUUAUGUUCAUUUUUAUUUAAUUUAAAUAUACUUGGAAUUAAUAAUGAUACAAUGGAUUUAAUUAAAUUACUUCUUUCUUUUCUUGAUGUUCGUCCAUUAGAAUCAGAAAUAAAUAAAAAUGUAACACCACAUGAAUAUCAUUUAUUUCUUGAUAAUAUGUUUUAUAUGUAUACAAAAAUUGCUCAAUAUUUACGACUUAUUUUUGAAUCAAAUAUUGAUAUAAUAAAUGAAAUAUUUAAUAAUGAAAAUUUAAUUCAAAUAAUAACUCUUCUUGCUUAUUUUCCUGAAAAUAAUUAUAAUCGAUCGGAAAAUUUUUGGCAAACAAAAAUUAAUCUUGCUCAUUUAAUUAUUCAUAUUUUACUUCAACAAUCUUCAUCAUUACAUCAAUUAACAAAUAAUACAAUUGUUCAAUUUGCAUCAGAACUUUUUAGCAUUCUUACUUUACCAUUACAAACAAUGAUUAAUGGUUCGAUUAGUGUUGCUAUAUCUAUUAUAUUACAAUUAUUAUCAUUAUCAAUAGCACAAUGUACAGUUGAUCAAGAAAGAGAAAUAUGGAAAAUUUUUUUCGAUCAAACAUCAAAUAAAAAUGGAAUAAAAAUUUUUAAUCAAUUAUUAUUAAUUUAUGAAAAUCGACUUAAUACAGAAUCAAAUGAUACAUUGAAAUUAACUGUAUCAAAUAUGAUUAAAUCAUUAUUAAAUAUUAGUAUAAUAGCUAAACAAGAAGCAAUCGAAAAAGGUUUUAUUGAAUCACAAAUAGAUCAUCUUAAACGUAUUCAAACAAAAUUAACACUUUUCUCACUUCAAUCUGAUAAAUGUGUGAGUAAAGAUGAUAUAUUAAUUGAUGAAUGUAUUCAAGUAUUAUCUAUUCUUAAUAAUUUAUCAUUCGAUUGUUCAUCUGCUAAAGAUAUUCUUUCUUCAAGUGGUUUAAUUCCAUUUCUUCAUCAACUUUGGUGUUGGGCUAUUGUCGAUGUUCAAUUAUUAAAUGUUCUUCUUCUUCUUCUGACAACACUUACUGCCAAACAUCGAAAAGGUUGUGUUAGUGUAUGUAGUACAAUUCUUCCAUCAGCAAAUUCAUUUGUUGUUCAAACAUCUGAUCAACAACGUCCAUUAUCGAAUUUACUUUCUUAUGUUGUUCGUCUUAUAACAAAAGCAUCAUUAUUAUCUGUAGCUAAUAAUAAUUCUCCUAGUAAAAAUCAAACAAUUGAAAUGGCAUUUGAUGUUAUACAAAAUUGUUCACUUGAAAUUGAAGGACGAAGUAUUAUGUAUAAAUCAAAUUUUUUUCAAAUAUGUAUUGAUCAUUUUGAACGUGUAUCACGUGAUAUUAAUCGAUAUGAUAGACGUUUUCUUGAUGUUAUUAUUAAUAUAUCAUUUUUUACUGAUGGACAAACUAGUUUACUUAAAAGUCCUGAAAUAUUUGCUAUUAUAAUUCGUCUUGCUCAAUCAUCAUCAUCUUCUAUUUUACAACGUCAAGCUCUUCUAAUUCUUCGAAAUUUAGCCUUUUCUUCUACUCAUAAAGCGAGAAUUGUAGCUGAACUUAAAUAUAUUCCAACGAUAAUGUCACAUGUUGUCUCAAAAACGUCAGAUAUAGCUUAUAUUGGAUUAACUGCUUUAUGGGCACUUAUUGUCGAUGCUCAAAAAGGCAAAGUAGCUGUUCGAAGUAGUAAUGUAUUACCGGCUUUGUUCGAUGUCAAAACUCAACAACGAAAUAAAGAAAAUCUUUUAUGCUAUCAUGCAGUAUCAAAUGUUAUUCAACUAUUAACAGAAGAUUAA
Rotaria sordida is the source of this 6258-nucleotide messenger RNA. Lineage: Eukaryota; Metazoa; Rotifera; Eurotatoria; Philodinida; Philodinidae. The record is from the annotation of a GenBank genome assembly.